AGCACCUUCCUGUAACCACUGAGCCACAGGAAAGCUCUGAUCAAAGAAUGGUGUUCUGUUCAAGUAGCUUUAAAUGAACAUAAACAGCUUUUAUGUACUUCUGCGCUACUUUUCCACUGGCCGACUUCUACUUAAACAAAAGUUGCAUCAAGGAGAUCUUCCAGUGAAACAUUAACUGUGACAUCAAAUUUACUGAUGACUUAAUUUGAGAAAUGUUCUGUAGCACAACAUGACGGCGUGCUAACGCAGCGCUAACCUUGUGGCCGUUACCAAAGAAGCAACAGAAGUUCUUCUCUUGGGUUCUGCACUCUUGGUCGACAGUCGAUUGCUCUUCCCUGCAUUCCCGAAUCUUACACUUGGUUAUAGUAAAUUUGAAUUUGUGGUCCUGAAUUUUAUGACCUGAACGCGUGAAUUGAAUCAUGAAAACUUUUUAGGAUGGUGAAUACUUACAAAAAGACAAAAACUAAUUUGAGGUAUUACAGUCCUGGUGAUGUAAAUCUGACGCCAUGGUACUGGCCUUAUUGCUUCUCGAGUGCAUGUUACAUGUCAAGCACACAUCUGAAGCGAGACCUCAUGAUGUCGCUCCUGAGCAGAAAAAUAGAACUCAAUAACCUGGCUUCCUCCUCAUCUCUCUGGCUGUUUGCUCUGCGGUCUGGACCCUCCUCUAGCCUGGUUUCUACCCCAACCCCUCCUCUAUAUGACCCUCUGCAUGCGCUUGUGUGACUGGCCAUCCAAAACAGCUCUAGAGGAGCAGCUGAGGGGAUUCGACCAAUCGCUGAAGACCCUGCAGGCCUCUGAGGAGAAGUACUCUGAUAAAGAGGACAGAUGUGAAGAGGAAAUCAAGAUCCUGACUGGCAGACUGAAAGAGGCUGAAACUCGAGCAGAGUUUGCUGAGAGAUCCGUGUCCAAGCUUGAGAAGACCAUCGAUGACCUGGAAGAGAGGCUUGCCACAGCCAGAGAAGAUAACAUCAAGAUGCAUGCCACUCUGGAUUCAACCCUGCAGGAGCUCAACAUUUGCUAG
This is a messenger RNA of Triplophysa dalaica, 1021 nucleotides long. RefSeq names its product tropomyosin alpha-4 chain-like. Gene Ontology annotation, cellular component: actin filament. Lineage: Eukaryota; Metazoa; Chordata; Actinopteri; Cypriniformes; Nemacheilidae. Gene Ontology annotation, molecular function: actin filament binding. Gene Ontology annotation, biological process: muscle contraction; actin filament organization. The record is from RefSeq and is a predicted model, not a curated record. The coding region runs from base 698 to 1021 and encodes 107 amino acids. The transcript is spliced from 4 exons.